AUGCUAAUCAACGCCAGGCGCCUUACCAUCAGCUUGUGCUAUUUGGCGACGCUUUGUUGCAAGGGUCAAUUGACGUCCGUCCAAAGUGGAUUUUCCUUCCAAGCCGCGCUCCAAGCUCGCUUGAUUCGACACCUUGAUGUGGUAAACCGCGGGCUUGCGGGUUGGAACACUCAGAAUGCUCUCGAGUAUCUGCCCAAGAUAAUACCCGAGCCCAAUGCUCUGUUGCCGAAACUGGAUUAUCUGAUCGUUUUGCUUGGUGCCAACGACGCUAUUAUCACCCAUCCUGCGUCAACGAGGGAUGUACCCGUUACCCAAUACAAAGACAAUUUGACACGCAUCAUCAACCACGCACACAUCAGAUCUCACGCACCUACAAUUCUCCUAGUCACACCGCCUCCUGUUGAUGAAACAACCGUCAACGAGCUUGGCCAUGAGCCCCGGUCUGUAAAUCACACGACCUUGUACGCUGAAGCAGUUCGGGAAAUUGCAAAGGAAAACCCUGGGGUGGUUCUUAUUGAUCUAUGGAAAGCUGUGCUCGACGAAGUGGAUCUAUCUGGAAGGCAACUGAAUCAGUUCUUUACCGAUGGAUUACACUUGAACGGCGACGGCUAUAGGAUUUUCUACGAUCUGGUCAAUCCACAUGUUCCUGAGGCGGACACUUCCCAGUAUGUGUACCCAGACUGGCAAGAUUUCAAUAGAGCAUGCAGAUAG
Messenger RNA from Ilyonectria robusta, 711 nucleotides. Its product is annotated as SGNH hydrolase-type esterase domain-containing protein. The transcript has 3 exons. Lineage: Eukaryota; Fungi; Ascomycota; Sordariomycetes; Hypocreales; Nectriaceae. The coding region runs from base 1 to 711 and encodes 236 amino acids. The record is from RefSeq and is a predicted model, not a curated record.